Erinaceus europaeus (western European hedgehog) is the source of this 3254-nucleotide messenger RNA. RefSeq names its product RNA binding motif protein 5 (gene RBM5). The record is from RefSeq and is a predicted model, not a curated record. The transcript is spliced from 25 exons. Bases 314 to 2761 code for a protein of 815 amino acids. NCBI's taxonomy places the organism in Eukaryota, Metazoa, Chordata, Mammalia, Eulipotyphla, Erinaceidae. Gene Ontology annotation, cellular component: nucleus. Gene Ontology annotation, biological process: mRNA splicing, via spliceosome. Gene Ontology annotation, molecular function: RNA binding.
GGGCGGGGGCGGGGCUGGGCGCGAGGCAUUGUGGGGAGGAGACGGCCGUCGGCGGGGCGCCAUUUUGUGAAGCGGCGGUACCCUGUUGGAGAUUCUGGGGCGUAAGACCGCUACUGCGGCUCCUUCGGUCCGUCUUCGGGGGCGCGGCCGGGUCUCCUGCGGACAGUUGGCCGCCUCCCUGGCAUCCGGGUGAGCUUCCGUCCGCGCGCCUGGGCCGUCGGACGCCUCGCCAGCCCGGGCCGUGUCUCCCGCUCCUUCCGCAGGGGGAAGAGAGACCCGAACACGGAGCGCCGGGCGCGCUCUCCUCAGGAUCAUGGGCUCGGACAAGCGAGUAAGUAGAACAGAGCGUAGUGGAAGGUACGGCUCCAUCAUAGACAGGGAUGAUCGUGACGAUCGUGACUCCAGAAGCAGGCGGAGGGAUUCAGAUUACAAAAGGUCUAGUGAUGAUCGGAGGGGCGAUAGAUACGAUGACUACCGAGACUAUGACAGCCCAGAGAGAGAACGUGAAAGAAGAAACAGUGACCGAUCUGAAGAUGGCUACCAUUCAGAUGGUGACUAUGGCGAGCAUGACUAUAGGCAUGACAUCAGUGAUGAGAGGGAGAGCAAGACCAUCAUGCUGCGUGGCCUUCCCAUAACCAUUACGGAGAGCGACAUUCGAGAAAUGAUGGAGUCCUUUGAAGGCCCUCAGCCUGCUGACGUGAGGCUGAUGAAGAGGAAAACAGGUGUAAGCCGUGGUUUCGCCUUCGUGGAGUUUUAUCACUUGCAAGAUGCUACCAGCUGGAUGGAAGCCAAUCAGAAAAAGUUGGUGAUUCAAGGAAAGCACAUUGCAAUGCAUUAUAGCAAUCCCCGACCUAAAUUUGAAGAUUGGCUUUGUAACAAGUGCUGCCUUAACAAUUUCAGGAAAAGACUAAAAUGCUUCCGAUGUGGAGCAGACAAGUUUGACUCUGAACAAGAAGUGCCCCCUGGAACCACAGAAUCAGUGCAGUCUGUGGAUUACUACUGUGAUACAAUCAUACUUCGAAACAUCGCUCCACACACUGUGGUGGAUUCCAUCAUGACAGCGCUCUCUCCCUACGCAUCCUUGGCUGUGAAUAAUAUUCGUCUCAUAAAAGAUAAACAGACGCAGCAGAACAGAGGCUUCGCAUUUGUGCAAUUGUCUUCUGCAAUGGAUGCUUCUCAGUUGCUUCAGAUAUUACAGAGUCUCCAUCCACCUUUGAAAAUUGAUGGCAAAACUAUUGGAGUUGAUUUUGCAAAAAGUGCCAGAAAAGACUUGGUUCUCCCAGAUGGUAACCGAGUUAGCGCCUUCUCUGUGGCUAGUACAGCAAUUGCUGCUGCUCAGUGGUCAUCCACCCAGUCUCAGAGUGGUGAAGGAGGCAGUGUUGACUACAGUUAUCUGCAGCCAGGCCAAGAUGGGUAUGCCCAGUAUGCACAGUACUCACAGGACUACCAACAGUUUUAUCAGCAACAGGCUGGAGGAUUGGAAUCUGAUGCAUCAUCUGCCGCAGGCACAACAGUGACCACCACGUCAGCAGCUGUAGUGUCCCAGAGCCCCCAGCUGUAUAAUCAAACCUCUAAUCCACCUGGCUCUCCGACUGAGGAAGCACAGCCUAGCACUAGCACAAGUACACAGGCCCCAGCCGCUUCCCCCACUGGUGUAGUUCCUGGUACCAAAUAUGCUGUUCCUGACACAUCCACUUACCAGUAUGAUGAAUCUUCAGGCUAUUACUAUGACCCAGCAACAGGCCUCUACUAUGAUCCCAACUCACAGUACUAUUACAAUUCGUUGACGCAGCAGUACCUGUACUGGGACGGUGAGAAAGAGACGUAUGUGCCCGCUGCAGACUCUGGUUCCCACCAGCAGGCAGGCUUACCUCCUGCAAAAGAGGGGAAGGAAAAGAAGGAGAAACCCAAGAGCAAAACAGCCCAGCAGAUCGCCAAGGACAUGGAACGCUGGGCUAAGAGUUUAAACAAGCAGAAAGAAAAUUUUAAAAACAGCUUUCAACCUGUCAAUUCUUUGAGGGAAGAGGAGAGAAGAGAAUCUGCUGCAGCAGAUGCUGGUUUUGCUCUCUUUGAAAAGAAGGGAACCUUAGCUGAGAGACAGCAAAUCAUCCCAGAGUUGGUACGAAAUGGAGAGGAAGAGAAUCCCCUCAAAAGAGGUUUGGUUGCUGCUUACAGUGGUGACAGUGACAAUGAAGAGGAGCUGGUGGAAAGACUUGAAAGUGAAGAAGAGAAGCUGGCUGACUGGAAGAAGAUGGCUUGCCUGCUCUGCCGGCGCCAGUUUCCAAAUAAAGAUGCCCUAGUCCGGCACCAGCAGCUGUCAGACCUCCACAAGCAAAACAUGGACAUCUAUCGGCGGUCUAGGCUGAGUGAACAGGAGCUGGAAGCCUUGGAGCUGAGAGAGAGAGAGAUGAAAUACCGAGAUCGAGCUGCAGAAAGACGGGAGAAGUACGGCAUUCCAGAACCACCAGAGCCGAAGCGCAAGAAGCAGUUCGAUGCUGGCACUGUGAAUUAUGAACAGCCUACUAAAGAUGGAAUUGACAACAGUAACAUUGGCAACAAGAUGCUGCAGGCCAUGGGUUGGAGGGAAGGCUCAGGUUUGGGGAGAAAGUGUCAAGGCAUCACAGCCCCCAUUGAGGCCCAAGUCCGCCUAAAAGGAGCUGGCCUAGGAGCCAAAGGCAGCGCGUACGGAUUGUCGGGUGCAGAUUCCUACAAAGACGCUGUCCGGAAGGCCAUGUUUGCCCGGUUCACUGAGAUGGAGUGACACUCAGGAGAGAGAGAGAAAGAUGAGGAGCUCCAAAGAGCACAAGUAGUGGUCCAUCUCCUAAAUUAAUUUCUAACCACCUGUCUCUUCAAAGGGCAUGCCUUGCACUGUUAAUAGUCUCUGGGGCAAACGCCUUCAAUCUGCAAGGUUCUCCCACCCACUUACAGAAGUUGCCCUGGUACGGGUUGUCUGCCAGAGGGCUUGGGAGCUGAUGAGCGGACAGUGGGUCUUUUAUACUCCGUGUACAUAGUGUAACGUAGUUUUACAUGUGUAGCCUAUGUCGUGGUCCGUCAGCCCCUCAAGUCCUUACGGGGUGUUGAGAUGCCAUAGGUGGUAUGUGAUACCAAAGCCGCCUCUGUCACUUGUUGUGCUGUCUUUUCUGGGCAAAAGCCUUGUGUAUAUUUGUAUAUUGCACAUUUGUACAGAAUUUUGGAAGAUUUUCAGUCUAGUUGCCAAAUCUGGCUUCUUUACAAAAGAAAUACCUUGAAAAUGA